AGCCUUACCAAAUUUUCCAUGCCACUGCAGACUAUCCAAGCAGAUGUUUAUGGCUUGUGCACGUGCAGUUGAUUCAAAAAAUGGUUAGAUUCAAGAACCGGUAUUUUACUACAGAGAUCACACCCCUGGAUGAUGGACAUACUGCGCAACCUCUAAAUUUAAAAACGUACGAUAUCCUGAAAUCGGUUCUUGCUGCAACUGAACAAAUACAUGGAGAGUUUGGGGCUGCAGCAAUUAAGAAUGGAUUAGAGGUCAAAUAUUCCAAUGAAAGUACCCAAAUAGCAAUAAUCCGAUGUAGACAUGGCCCACAUAGGCUUUUAGCCUCAUCUCUUCCUUUCUUGUCCAGUAUUGGAAAAAGGAAAGUUCAGCUUCAAAGUAUGUAUACAGGGGCAACUUUGGUAAAAUGCUAUAAAUUCUUAAAGAAAUUUCAUCAGGAAAAAAUUAAUGAAGCUUUGAAAACGUGCAGAACAGAACAAGAAAAAAAGAAAGUUUUGGAAAUUAUGUCCAAGACAAAGUAUGGAUUGUGAAACUUCUGAAAAUGGCCAAUACACUUUAUUUUCAAUUA
Daphnia carinata is the source of this 565-nucleotide messenger RNA. RefSeq names its product ribonuclease P/MRP protein subunit POP5-like (gene Pop5). Bases 81 to 527 code for a protein of 148 amino acids. Gene Ontology annotation, cellular component: ribonuclease P complex. The transcript has 4 exons. NCBI's taxonomy places the organism in Eukaryota, Metazoa, Arthropoda, Branchiopoda, Diplostraca, Daphniidae. Gene Ontology annotation, biological process: tRNA 5'-leader removal. Gene Ontology annotation, molecular function: ribonuclease P RNA binding. The record is from RefSeq and is a predicted model, not a curated record.